AUGACUUCUGUUUUGGGCAUGCCGAAGAAGGUGACCGGAGCUAUACAGCUCCGGUGGUCAUGUGCCUUGACUCUAUUGUUACAAAUCAACGACGUAGCACAAGCGGUUGAGUCACAGGCUGGUCACCAACAAAGAAGGGGAUUGAUUCCCAGCGACGUAUCCCCCUGGUUUAUUUUGCGUAACGGCUUUAAUAUCCCGUUUUGGGAUGUUAAGUGGUUGGACGGGAUGGUUCUUAAGGAGGAAUUUCUGUGUCUUUAUGAAGCAUCCCGCUUGAAAACGGUGUCGGUAGCGGCGAUGAGAGGUUGGGUGGAUAAUAAGUGGAUUUGGUGGGAUUGUGGUAUUUUGGGAAAUCGGUUGUAUCGCACUCCUUUUGGGCCGAAUGGUAGACACUUUGAAGUGAAGAAUUUGGUUUGGAAAUCGGUUGUCCCUUUCAAGGUUAAGGCUUUUUGGUGGAGGCUCCUUGCCAAUAGGCUUCCAACAAAAGAUCUCCUUGUGCUCAGAGGUAUUCCGUUAUCUUUUGACAUGGUCUUGUGCUCUUUUUGUAAGAUUGAUCCGGAGAAUCAGGAUCAUUCUUUUUUUGGUUGCUCUUUUGUAAAGAAUAUUUGGAGGGAUAUAGCGGUGUGGAUAGGUAAAGAUGGGAUAGGAGAGGAAGAGAGCUUCUCGAGUUUUAUGGAUUGGCACUCUUUUUGUAAAUCAAAAAAAGUUUUGGUUAAGAAAGUAGAUAUUAUUUGGUUGGCUACAACUUGGUCUUUAUGGUUAAGUAGGAAUGUGGUUUGUUUCUGGGAAGAGGUUUGGAAUCUAGAUGAUUUGAUUUGGAACAUCAAAGUGUUGGUGUGGAGGUGGUCUUUUUGUGGAGAGAAUACACAUUCCAACUAUUCCUUUUAUGAUUUUGUCAAAGAUCCGAUUCGGUUCUUAUCAUAA
Vicia villosa (hairy vetch) is the source of this 921-nucleotide messenger RNA. RefSeq lists its product as uncharacterized. The transcript has 5 exons. NCBI's taxonomy places the organism in Eukaryota, Viridiplantae, Streptophyta, Magnoliopsida, Fabales, Fabaceae. The record is from RefSeq and is a predicted model, not a curated record. Bases 1 to 921 code for a protein of 306 amino acids.